Molecule: messenger RNA, 3293 nt
Organism: Wasmannia auropunctata (little fire ant)
Lineage: Eukaryota; Metazoa; Arthropoda; Insecta; Hymenoptera; Formicidae
Product: methylosome protein 50-like
Exons: 5
Coding region: 588-1571 (327 amino acids)
Biological process (GO): oocyte axis specification
Cellular component (GO): methylosome
Molecular function (GO): protein binding
Source: RefSeq, a predicted model, not a curated record
GCUUCACUACUGCACCUGCACCGUACCUUCUGCACUCGUAAUGAGACGAACGUGCAAUUGCAAUGGAGGAAUAAAGAGAAAGGGGAAAUGAGAGUGCGAAGAGAGUUCUGCCUACGAACAAACCUCCUAUUUUUCUAUCUAUUUAUCUGCCUCUAUCUUCCUCCAUCUCCUUUAUAUUAUAUUUUUUCUCUCUUCUUUCUCCAGAUCGAGCGAGACAGAAGAAAAUGCGCGUCCGAUUUCCUUGGAUUUUGCCGACACGUCGCGCGCUUGUAAUUUUUUUUUUUUUUUCAUUAAUAUCCAAUUUCUAAUUUAUUUAUUUCGGGUCGCCCAUCGUUUUUUCUUUUAUCGCCCGCGCUUUCGCUGUCAAGUUAAUUCUCCCAUUGUCUCCGCUCGCACCUGUACUCCACGAGCACGCGCAGAACGCAGCUGUGCACGCGCGCACCUAACCUUACCGAGACGCUCUCAGAGAACUGAUGCUUCAGAACCUCCAAACUUCGACGCGGUAGAGAAAGGGAGAUCCUGGAUUUCUCUUUCGUCGCGAAACUGAUAUUUUUACCGUCGUUAUCCUAAUUUAAUAAAAUUACGCGAUGGACAUUCCGAAUUUGAACGGGGAUAUUUUCAGGAACAUGUCAUUCAUAGAAAAUCGAUCGCCCGUCGAAACCAAGCAGCUGCAGUUUCUCAAAAUUUACGACGAGCGCAAUGCCCUUCUCGGAGGCACUAACAUGGUCGACAUCUACUGGAACGGCACUCUCUGGUACUACAAGGACAUCUCGGAUUUCUCGCGGGAGAAAGCCGUCGCGUGCCGGCGAAUGGACAGCGGAGUUUGCGACGUCGUUUACCUGAACAAGCACAGAUUCGUCAGCGUGGAAGACAGCGGAGCUGUGCAGAUCUACGAGAUGUCUCAAACAGAACAACAGUUUGAGCAUGUCGCGUACGCCUGCCAGCACGAGGACAGCAUCCUGUCGGUGUCCAUGUUUUCCAAUCACAGAAACAUCGUCACGGGCGGUAUGGAUUGCUGCUUAAAAGUCUGGGAUGUAGAGGACUUAAUCUCGACUUACUCAUACAGCUUUGCUCAUUCAGACAUCAUCACUGGCGUAGACGUGAAGCCUAUGUGCAAUUCUAUAUUUGUAUCCGCCUCUUUAGAUAAUGAAUCCCUGCUAUGGGACAUCAGACGAGCCAAACCUGCAAAUUGUAUCUUUAGAAGAGCUAAUUGUCCCUUAACGGCAGUAUCGUGGAACACCACUUCGAAUGAUCUCAUAGCGAUAGGUACAGCCGACGGCAACAUUGUACUAAUUGACAUUAGGCAAACGGAAACUCCGUUAUACGAGUACGCCGAAUGCGAUGGGAGAGGCGUGCACAAGUUGUUAUUCAAUCCAAAUCCAGAGAGGAAAGAACAAUUAGCGUGCUGUUUCGACAGCACGUCGGUAAAGGUAUUCGAUGCCUGUAGGGAAAUGCUGCAACUAUACGAGGACAAUAGUCAUAGCGAUUUUGUGCGUGGGCUCGCAUGGUACGAAGACGAUGUAUACUCGUGUUCAUGGGACGCAAAUGUGUUUAAGCAUGUAGUAAAUUGAAUAUAUAGUUUUCUAAGGACAGCUCAAGUUAGUAUAUUAAAAUUUUGUGAUAUUAAAAUGAUUUCUCACUUUAUACAUAAUAGAAUAUUCAAUUUAUUAAUUGAAAUAACACCUCAUUAUAUAAUGAACAUUCUCCUCGCCACGAGAGAUUGAAAAAUUUCAUUCGUUACGUGUCAACGACGAAAAUACUGAUCGCAACUCAGGGAUAAUUGGAUGGUGUUAAUUUAAGGUAAAGAUUCACAAGAAAUGCAUACGUUCAGUGUUCAGUUCGUAUCUUCACUGCCACAAUUAGCGGUGAUACAAGAUUGUGACGGAUCUCAGUGCGUUUAACACAUUGAAAAACAUUCCUCUUGCAUUUAUUUAAAACCUCUUGAUCAUUGCUUCAGACAUUUCUACAACAUAGUUACGAUACUCUCUGUGUUUACUCAAUAUAUUCUAUUUUAUUGCAGAAAAGAGAAAAAAAGUAUUCGAAUUAAAAAGUAUAUUAUCGCUACGUAUAUAACAGUAAUGUAAAGGAGUCAAGUGUAUAUCGAUACAGCAGAGAAAUUUCUGUGUAUCUUGUGGAUCUUUAAAAGAAUCGUAAUGCUCUUAACGUAUAAUUUAAACAAGUCUUUCUUUUCCUUUUCUGAUCCUACGGUGUGUACGGUAUAUCAAACAUCCAACGGCACUUUAUUUACAAAGUAAAGUCAAUGGAUAACGUAAUAACGUGUGAACAAAAUAUCACAAUUAAAAGCCAUCACAAAGCGUCUUAAAAAAGAAAAAAAAUUAGAAAAUCAUUUCCGGUAUCGGUUAAAGGUGAUAUAAAUUAAAGAUACGCUACAAUGUAAUAAUAUAAUAUAUGUAUAGUAAUUCUGAUAAAAUAAACAUCAGCGAGCUUGUUCUGUGGUGCAUAGAAUCUACAUAACGUACAUUCUCUGUACCACAGAAAAUUGCGAGUUACUUCCCCCGAACACACAGUAGAUAACAUUUCGUUUAUUGUAAAUAUAUUUUGAACAUUUAAAUUUUUUAUUUUUUGUUGUACUGCAAUUUGUAGGACUGAUUUUUUUUUGUAGGACAACUGUGCAUAAAUAAUUUUUUGUAAGUACAUUAAUAUAUCAAACUCGUUUAUGCAUACAACGUACAUGAAUAACGUGAAAUUCAUUUCGAAAAGAGACGGCAAGAAAGACAGUAAUGAAUUUACAGUAUCUUCCUUCACAUUAUUACUAUAAGUCCCCCGUAUUCGUAUUCUGAAUUCGCGUACGCGUGCCACUUUGAAAAGGUAUUGAAAAAUGGUAUUAUGCAAAUGAGCCUGACGUCAGUUUCAAUUGAAAAUACUCUGACUGAUAUGAGUCUUCCUUAUCUCGGUUUAUAACCACCGUCGUCGUGCCUGAUUAGAUUCUGCGAUUACAAAUUCUACAGCUACAUGAUCAUCCUUGCAUAUAAAAACUUGAAAAGAGUAGCGCGGUACAUGAGUUAAACAUGACUAAUGUUUUCGUCCAUUAGGAAAAAUGGAUGUGUGUCUAACAAUGAUUGAAUGUUAUAUCUAAACGCUGUUGAAUUGCACAUUGAAGAUUGUUUUUCCGUACCGGAUUUGGAAAAAAGUAUCAGGUCCUCAAAACAAUUUGUAUUUGUGGCACCGAAUUUGUUAACGAAUGCUCAUGUCGAUGAGAACACAUGUAAUGCCGAUGGGCUGCAUAGUCUCGUUUCGAGGACUACCUGUAUGCGCACUUUGUUCACCUGUAU